UUGUAUAUAAUUUGUGUCCUUUUAUUCAGUUGAGUGCUAAUUUUGGUUGUUUUUGUUUCAUCAAGUCCAUGACCGCUCACUGACCGAUUCCCUUACUAGUGCACUGACUGCUGAAAUAGGGAGCUGCCUGAGACACACUCAGAGAUUCGGUUUUCAUUCAUUUUUCUUUCUGGAAAUUAUUCACAUCUUAAACAGGACAAAGUAUCCAAACACACAGAAAAACAACAGCUGAAUCAACUGAGAUCCAUGUGACACACUAUUAUAAAGAUGGCAUGUAUCAAAGAGGAGAGUGAAGAUACGAAGAUUGAAGAAACAUUCAGAGUCAAACAUGAAGAUACUGAGGAACAAACAGAACUGAUGGCACUGAAAGAGGAGAGUCAAGAACUGAAUGAAAUAGAAAAGAAAGAUCAAAAUGGGAAACAGCGUGAUUUCAAAACUGAUGAAAAAUCAAUUAGUUGCUCACAACAUGAAAAGACUUCCUCACAAAAAACACAAACUACAAAUUUUAAUUCCAACAUGAGAAUUCAUACUGAAGAGAGACCUUACACCUGCAAACAGUGUGGGAAAUGUUUCUCACGAAGUGGAGAUCUUAAGACUCACAUGAAAAUUCACAUUGAAAAGAAGCCAUUAAUAUGCCCUCAAUGUGGAAAGAGUUUUACACUGAAAAAAUACCUUAAUGUCCACAUGAAAAUUCACACUGGAGAAAAGCCUUUUACCUGCCCUCAGUGUGAAAAGAGUUUCACACAGAAAAAAAACCUCACUGUGCACAUGAGAAUUCACACUGGAGAGAAGCCUUUCACCUGCAAACUGUGUGGGAAAAGUUUCACGUAUAAAGGAAAACUUAAGAUUCACAUGAGAAGUCAUACUGGAGAGAAUCCAUUUGAAUGUGAUCAAUGUGGAAAGAGUUUUACACUAAAUAGUCAACUUAAUAUCCACGUGAGAAUUCAUACUGGAGAGAGACCUUACACCUGCAAACUGUGUGGGAAGAGUUUCACACGAAAUGGAGUUCUUAAGACUCACAUGAUAAUUCACACUGAAAAGCUGUUCAUAUGUCCUCAGUGUGGAAAGAGUUUUACACUGAAAAGAACGCUUGAUGUCCACAUGAGAGUUCACACUGGAGAGAAGCCUUACACCUGCCCUCAGUGUGGAAAGAGUUUCACGUAUAAAGGAAACCUUAAGACUCACAUAAGAAGUCACACUGGAGAGAAUCCCUUUAAAUGUGAUCAAUGUGGGAAGAGUUUCAGACAUAGUGUAAACCUUAAUAAUCACAUGAAGAUUCACUCAAGAAAGAAGAGUUUUAAAUGUCAUCAGUGCAAAAAGAGUUUCACAGAGAGGGAACAUCUUAAGAAUCAUGUAAAAACCCACAUCGGAGAAAAGCCUUUCAUGUGCCAUCACUGUGGAAAGAGUUGUUCAAGAAAAGGAAACCUUAAGGUUCACUUGAGCAUUCACACUGGAGAGAAACCUUUCACCUGUGAACAGUGUGGAAAGAGUUUCACUUUUAAAGUAAACCUUAAGAUUCACAUGAGAGUCCACACUGGAGAGAAGCCUUACAAGUGUCCUCAGUGUGAGAAGAGUUUCACAUGUCAAAGCAGCAUGAAACGUCAUUUGGAAACUCAUUCUGGGAAGAAAUUGCCAUUUUCCUCAGUGUGAAGAGGUUUAGAAAAAGGAGCGAUUUCUACAAUAAUCAGCACAUCCAUUUUGGAAGACAUUCAGUUGUAGUCAAAGUAAUGAAAACAUUAUUGUACGUCACGCUUACAGAUACAUGUGAAAAGUCAUGCAAAUGUAAGACUCGGUUUGUGUUCUUUGUUGAAUAGUAUGACAAGAGAAAACACUGUGUGAAAUCAAGGCUGUUCACACCACAGCUGAAUGUGGACUACAUCUGAUUUUCACCUUUAUGCAUCCUUCAUCUCUUUAUGCUUCACCAUAAGGCUUUUAUUUUCUUUUUUGUACUUCUGUGGCCAUACCUAACCGUCUGCUUAUUGUAGUUUCAAAUAUUGAGUGAUUACAGUAGAUUCUCUCAAAUUGUGACUAGAGGUGUCACUCAGUUCCAUGUGUUGAUUCCUCUGAAUCAAUAUAUUAGUCAAACUUUUACCUUGCUGGGAAAAGCAAUGAUGUAACUGAAAGGUUAUAAAUAAAUUGAC
Messenger RNA from Labeo rohita (rohu), 2141 nucleotides. RefSeq names its product gastrula zinc finger protein XlCGF57.1. Gene Ontology annotation, biological process: regulation of transcription by RNA polymerase II. Gene Ontology annotation, molecular function: DNA-binding transcription factor activity; RNA polymerase II cis-regulatory region sequence-specific DNA binding. NCBI's taxonomy places the organism in Eukaryota, Metazoa, Chordata, Actinopteri, Cypriniformes, Cyprinidae. Bases 268 to 1650 code for a protein of 460 amino acids. The record is from RefSeq and is a predicted model, not a curated record. The transcript is spliced from 2 exons.